AUGGAGAGAAAGGCAGAUUUCUCUCAAGUGCGAGCCCACAAGCUUGAGGGGCAGCACAACUACCUCGAAUGGAGGAAGUACUUUGAUCGUUCGGCCAAAUCGCUUGGCGUUUGGACCCUCCUUACAGGAGAAGAGGACGCCGGCAUGACUGAACCCACUCUGGAAGACAACAUUGUCUACGUCAACACUAAGGUCAAGAACUCCACUGACGUUACGAUUGACUCGAAUCGCAGCCUACUUCAAUAUCAGGCUGCAUUCGAGAAGUGGAAGGACAUUAAGUCGCGCAAAUCGAUUGCUCGCCAGCUCAUUGAUGCCUCACUCUGUGAUGCCAUCGCCACUGAGGUUGAGGAUCUCAACAACCCAAGAGACAUAUGCGGUUAUCUCAAGAAGCAAUAUGCAGUAUCGACCGACCUGAUGGUAGUCGAAAUGCUUACUCAAGCCCAAAGUCUGAAGCUCUGGAAGUGUGAGUCUAUGAUUGACUACAUUAAUCAACACCGAGAACUUCAAUCCAAUCUCAACAGAGCCCACUAUGACUACCCUGAUGCCAUCCUGAUGACCAAUAUUCUCUCUGGAUUGCCCAAGUCGUACAGCGACUUCAUUGAACUCUGGGAAUGGCACAAACUCCAGAACCUGGUCACUCUCCCAGACAUCCACACUCUGACUAAUCGACUCAUGGCCACUGAGGCAAGGAAGAAAGUCGAGCAGAAGUCGGAAACCAGGAAGGGUAACAACAACAACAACCGGUCUGGAGGUCAAAACUCCCGCAAUGGUACCAAGAAAUGUACCCACUCCGGAUGUCCCAACCCGGACACGCAUGACACUGAAAACUGUUGGACUGCUCAUCCCGAGAAGAAACCUCAGGCUGUCAAGAACCGAGAAGCUAAAAAGUCCACUGCCAACGGCAACGAUGAUGAUGCCACUGGCAAAAACUCCAAGAACCAAGGUGGCGGCGGCGGACGACGCAUCACUGCUUUUGCUUUUGCCGACGUACAACACUUCCGACAACUACUUUCGCAGUCUGUUGAAAAGAUAGACGACUCGGACGACACCCUUGAGAACCAUGCUGACAAGGAGAUCAGUAAUGAAGCUGCCAACAACAUCACUGUUGAAGAAGACGCUGUUGACGAAGAACCAAUCACUGAGGUUACUGAUGGCAAGAAGGUGUCUCACUUUGAAGUCCCAACCAAGGAAGACCUUCGAGACAAAUACCGCCAGACUGUUCACCAACUUGAACGCGCCGCAGUCUCGCAGCAUCCUCAGCUCGCCUUUAUUACCAAAGUAUUACGCUUCUUCGCCAAGAAAGCUAUCGGACGACAUCUCCGCAUUGCUGAAGCCCUGCACCAACGAAUCAGCAAGAUUCAAGGCUGUGAAUCUCUCGUUGAGACACUGAAGCUCCUACACAACCUUUUGUCAGGAAAACACGACCUCUCUGAUCACUCUAAAUGGAUCGUGGACAUCGAUGGCUACACUGUGUCCGACGGAGACCCCCUUGUUCAUAUUGCCAUGAAACUUGCAGACGUGCGUCAUCUGGACUUUGAACAGGAAGUGUGUGAUCUCUGCCAGGACGUCACGAAGCUCCCAUACCACUGUGAGUGUGAGUAUGAUCUCUACGAUCAACACCUUGACCUUGACGACCCGUCGCAAGACUACGAAAUGAGUACGCCCCCCAUACCCUGUUCGCUUCAUCUCACUAACUCCUCCAAGACAACCUCUGAAGGACCUUGUCAGGGGGAGCGCUUGGGAGUGAAGGAUUGCGGAACAAGUGGUAGUGGUGGAUGCGGAAAGAAUGUUUUUGAUCGAGUCUUUGCUUGUCUUGGAGCGGCUGGAGCCGAAAAUGUUGAUCGUGAUUCAUGGAUCUUUGAUAGUGGAGCGAAUAUGAUGGUAUGCAAUUCGAGAAAAUGGUUCACUCAGUGGACUCCAAUUCAAUACACCAUUUCCACUGCGGACUUCUCAAACUCUCUGAAGAUUGAAGGAGGAGGCACUUGCGAAGUCUAUGUCAUGAACGACGACGGAAAAAUAAACACUUUGGAAAUUACUGAAGUUGCUUAUGCUCCGAAUGCUCACUGCAACCUUAUGUCAACUUCACACCUGGGCAAAAAGGCCAAUCUUCAAGGAAAGUGGAACAAAGACUGGAUCUCCAUUGAGACACCCGACGGUGAGACUCUCACUCUGGCCAGAGAAAACGAGGGGUUAUACUACGUCGAGGCCGUGGUACCCUCAGACGAUGAAGAAAACGACGCUGACAAUGCGGGCUUCGUUGGUGUCAUUAAUCUGCAGGAUGAAGUCUGGAAAUGGCACAGGCGCCUCGGACAUUUGGGAUGGCAGAACAUGAGGGAUUUGUUGAAAAUGAGUACAGGAUGUCCUCUCACCGACAAACAAGUCCAAGCCGCGCUGAAAACCAUGUGCCCAAUCUGUAGCCUGACAAAGGCCCUGGUCAAAAUUCCGAGAGAGCCUGCUCGAAGACGUGCCGAUCAACCCGGCGGACUUUUCCACGUUGACUCGUGGGGACCCUACCAUAUGCCUGGAUACAACGGUCAUCGACAUUUCCUCUUUAUGGUCGAUGAUAAAACACGAUAUACCUGGUGCGAAGGAUAUACAAGACCAGCUGAUGUGCCAGAAGUCUUCAAAAGAAUGCACAAGGAAAUCGAAAAAGAAUAUGGCAUUACUGUGAGGAAGUGGCGAAUGGAUGGGGAAUUCCAAAAAGGAGAAGUCAGUCGAUAUGUCAAGAAACACCACAUGGCUGUCGAACCCACUAUCCCAUAUCAGCAUCACAUGAAUGGUGUUGGGGAACGCGGAAUGAGAACUGUCAGGGAAAAAACCAAGGAAUCCCUGAGAUCAACCUCAAUGCCAGAAAAUCUAUGGCCUUGUGCUAUGGAGCAGGCGGUAUGGUAUAAAAACCGGUCACCCUCGAGAGCUUUGAAAAACAAGAUGACUCCGUGGGAGGCUUUUCACGGGUACAAACCGAACCUCUCCCGAGAACAUAUCUUCGGAAGCAGAAUGUUUGUAACUCUUCCCCCUGAAAAAGGCAGAGACGCUCUGCCAAAACUCCACGAAUCUGUCUACAAAGUCUACUCGGAAGAAAAACACCGCGUCUUCAGAGUCAGCAUGGCACGAGUGGAUGAGGGCGUGGGUUUGGACGAUGAACACGACCUACCACCAAUGGCAAAACCAGAUCCGCCGCCUGAAAACGAGGAGGUAGUCACAGACGACGAAACCGACGAAUGUCUAUCCGAAUCAAGCGAAAAUCUUUCCCCAGACGACGAAGACGAGGAAAUGAUACCCGAAACACCUGAGCCAAUGCCAAAUGAUGACUUCUGGGGCGAUGCCGACGAUGAAUCAGAUGAAUAUCGCCCGGAAGCCGACGAUGAUGACUCUGGAAUGGACAGUGAUGACGAUGACGAUGGUCCACCCGAUGCAGUCAGUGUGAGCCAACAAAGACUUGCAAACUUUGGUGACGAAAAUGAACGCUUCAUGAACCAAGUUUCCAAGUACUUUUAUGCACCUGAUAAAACUCGCACUGAUAAACAAGACCAGGGUGAAAAUUCUGAAAAUGAGGGCGACGAAGACGCAACAGACGCUUCAGCCCGAACGAACGAUGCCAUCAGUGCGCCAUGCUGGGUGUGA
This is a messenger RNA of Trichoderma breve, 3624 nucleotides long. RefSeq names its product gag-polypeptide of LTR copia-type domain-containing protein. Gene Ontology annotation, biological process: DNA integration. NCBI's taxonomy places the organism in Eukaryota, Fungi, Ascomycota, Sordariomycetes, Hypocreales, Hypocreaceae. Gene Ontology annotation, molecular function: nucleic acid binding. The transcript is spliced from 4 exons. The record is from RefSeq and is a predicted model, not a curated record. Bases 1 to 3624 code for a protein of 1207 amino acids.